Messenger RNA from Gigantopelta aegis, 2353 nucleotides. RefSeq names its product M-phase inducer phosphatase 1-like. The transcript has 9 exons. Gene Ontology annotation, biological process: G2/M transition of mitotic cell cycle; positive regulation of G2/MI transition of meiotic cell cycle; positive regulation of G2/M transition of mitotic cell cycle. Gene Ontology annotation, cellular component: cytoplasm; nucleus. The record is from RefSeq and is a predicted model, not a curated record. Bases 1 to 1191 code for a protein of 396 amino acids. Lineage: Eukaryota; Metazoa; Mollusca; Gastropoda; Neomphalida; Peltospiridae. Gene Ontology annotation, molecular function: protein tyrosine phosphatase activity.
AUGACGUUGUUACUUCAGUCAAUGUACUUUGGACGCUUCAAACGUAAUUCCUUUGACAAAAACAUAAUAACUUUAUUACAAUUAUUUUUAAUGUAUACACAGCAGUUGUUGUUUUUAAGUUGCAGGAAGCACAGAGGUUUUGGGAAGAAUACCAUAAUUCUAAGUCUUUUGGAGGAAAAUAUGCAAAAUCUAGUAUUUGACAGUCCCGGUGGUUUGAUGACGUCAUCACCACGAAGUUCUAGUCCAUUUGCUCUCUCAUUGGCCCACCUUGAAGACGAGAUGUCACGUGACAGUGGAUUUGGUUCCCCGGAUUGUGCAUUUCAAAAGGAUGGUUCGGACCAGCCGCCGCCCUGUGUUUCGUCGAGUGGAGGGUCUCGGGAAAAAAAGACUUCUCGCCGCUGUUUGUUCUCAGACUUCAAGUCAGCGUUCGCCUCAAAACGAUCCCGUGGGGACGAUGAGGAUCUGGGCAGCGCCUUCAAGCGUAUCCGAGUUCAAGACACCUUAGACUACCAGUUAUGUUUGAGCCCGCCUCUCUCUCGUCUCCGCCAAUCAGAAGGAUCGACACACGAGCAAGUCAAGUCGGCUGUUGACAGGUUACAACGAACAGAGAAUCUUAUUGGUGAUGGCUCUCAGAACCACGUUCUUCCGACAACCUGUGGACGACACCAAGACCUCAAGUCAAUCAGUCCGCAGACAGUGUACGAUCUACUUCGCGGAAAAUACAGUGACGUAAUCAAACAGCACGACAUUAUCGACUGCAGAUACCCGUACGAGUUCGACGGCGGACAUAUACAGGGAGCCAUAAACAUUUUCACGGAGGAGGGGAUUUCUGAACUGGUGGAAAAUCAUCAAUCUGACGGCAGGCGACAUGUUCUCAUCUUCCACUGCGAAUACUCAUCACAGAGGGCGCCAAAAAUGAUGCGUCUGCUACGGAGUCAGGACCGGAAGUCGAACAGCGACCAGUAUCCGUUCUUGUACUACCCCGAGAUCUACCUGCUGGACGGUGGAUACAAGGAGUUCUUCUCAUAUCACAAGGAUUUCUGUGUUCCCCAAAGCUACCUGUCGAUGCAUCACGAAGACCAUGCGGCAGAUUUACGUCACUUCCGUGUCAAGUCGAAAUCGUGGACUGCCGGAGAAAGCCGAGGACGAUCGAGGAGGUCUUUGAUUUGUCAAUCUCCUCUAUUCUCCUAAAUUGUUUUAGCGGACGACGACAUUAAUAUCAAAACGUGAUGAUAUUCGAAAAAGAAAAUCAAACAAUCGAUGAAUAGAGUGUACAUCUCGAUAAUUGACAGACUUUGUGAGAAACCAAAACCCCAGUGCUAAAAUUGUGAUUGUGAUGAACCUAACUUUGUUAAAUACCGUAUUCAAGACAACUUUUUUUGGCAAAAUUCUUUUUGAAUUUUUCAAUAGUGAUUACAUAGUAGUGGAUGGUACGGUUCGGACUUCUAUGGAUAAUAUUUAAAAUAGUGAUUUCUGAUUUUCCUGUUGGUAUAUUUAGGUGUAUCGAUACAUUGCUAAAAAUCCAAAGUAGCUAAACGAACACUGGAGUUGAAUGAAGGUCAAUACUGAACGAACUGAGAUAUUAAUAUUUACAGAAGUAAUGGCGGACAGUUAGUUGUGUAUGUUUCGAAACCUCAGACACUUAGUCAACGUCAGCUUGUAUUUAUCUUAUAAAUACUCUUCCAGUGGCUAACCUUCAGUAGUUUACUCAUAAAUAUUUUUAUAUGUACAACUAACACACGUUUUUGAAAAAAACACAAACACCACCUCCUGCAUCCAAGGCGCCGUUUGUGAACAAGUUGUGUGUCACGUGAUGUAUUCCUCGUGGAUUUAGAUGCGUUUUAUGAAGGACUAAAGGUCAUAUAUGUGGAUACAUUUCAUAGCUGACAUUUUGAAAGUGAUAGAUCGCUGUGAACACUUAUUUCAUAAUGGAUUUUUAAAACAGUAUGUCAUCAUUUUGAGGUAUAUUUGAUUGUGAGCAUGUGACGUGAUGACUUGUUUUUAGUGGAGUUUACCUGUUUAAAUUCAGUUCAUUGGCGUAAAUGGAGCUGACUUGUUUAAAUGGAAUUAACUCGGGUGUUAUAUUCCCGUGGAUUCCUUAUAAGUAAUUAUUUGGUUUAUUUUCCAUAACCAAAGACUACCAGUGCAAUAUGAAUCAACGGACAAAUGCAAAGAACUGGCUGUGAUAAAACAAAUAUUUUUUCUUUUCUGGUUUUUCUUUUCUAUUUCAGUCGUCUGUCAUUUCAAUCUCUACACAUUUUUUUUCUUCUUUUCUUUUCUAUCCCCCUUGAAUUUUUCCGCUUUGUACAUAUGUAAAUGUAAUAAAAAAACGUGAAUAAAAUACUUAAACAUG